Zingiber officinale is the source of this 1449-nucleotide messenger RNA. RefSeq lists its product as uncharacterized. The coding region runs from base 92 to 1168 and encodes 358 amino acids. The transcript has 10 exons. The record is from RefSeq and is a predicted model, not a curated record. NCBI's taxonomy places the organism in Eukaryota, Viridiplantae, Streptophyta, Magnoliopsida, Zingiberales, Zingiberaceae.
ACUCCCAAAUCUCCCGCGAAGGGGGAGUCCAAGGGAUCAAAUCGCCGACUCCUCUCUCUCUCUCUCUCUCUCGCUCCGAUCUGCUUCGACAAUGGCGACGAUGGCCGCGGCCUCUCUGAUCCGCGCCCCACCGAGCUCCCUUCAUCAUCCUGAGGGAUUGUGGAUUCGACUGUGUGGACGUUUUUGGUAUUCAAAGGGGGAGCAUGGGAUGGCUCGUUCCCUAAUCUUUUCGAGAAGGCGCAGGAUCAGAUUUGGGGGAGUAUCAGUAUCAGCUAUCAAUCAAGAUGCUGAAAAAUCCUUCAAGAAGACAGUGGAAGUGGACCGUCUAAUCGAUUUGUUGAAAGUUGCAGAUGCUAAGGAACUUGACCAACUUGUCGUGGAAAAUGUCCUUGCAUUCAACGAAGCCUUUUGGAUCCGCCUUGCUGCUAGGACAGAUACGUGCAGAUCUGAUGAUGACAAAAAGGAUUAUGAAGAAUUGGCUGCAUCUGUGAUGACCAUAGUAGAUCGCCUUGUCCAUAAAACCAAUGAAAGGAUAGGAUCUGCAACUGAUGUUCUUAAGGCUAUUCUGAAUCCUGUAGUGAAUGGCGAUGAAGAGAUAUCAUGGCCUCCUAGAGAUCCUGAAGCUCUUAUUUUGAUGGAGAAAGAACUAGAGAAGAAAGAACAAGAAGGUUUACUGGACGAAGGAUUUCUUUCUGAAGUUAAUGCUCAAUUACGUCAAGCAAAAGAAGAUGGGGAUAAGCCAGGGCUCGAGGCUAUGCUGCAAAAGGUCUUGCAAGUUUACGCUUCUAAAAUACUUGCAAAACGUAGCUAUGCAAAUAAAGGUGAAAAGACCCGCAAUUGUUAUUUAUUUAUUAUGAAAAGUUAUGUAUGGUUCUCAAAUUGUUCGAUUUCUGCAGGGGGGAAAGUUUUGAUAGCAGAGAAGUUUCUUGAAGCUGUGAUUCAAGCUCCUGAGAACCAGUGGAAUAAACUGUUGAUCGAUGGACUUAGUGUUGGCAAAGGCGAAGUUCCAGCAGAAGAAUUUUACACGGUUAUAAAGAAACGCAUUGAACGAGUCUUAAUACGCACUGAAGGAGGCUCAUACGAACAACGCAUCCUUGUUGAGUAUCUCAGAGGCAUACAAUCAAGAACUGAGGAAAUUGUUCGAGCACUUCAAGGGCCUCCAACUUGAGUUGGAUGAAUAUAUUGUGUAAAUUGGUCGAGUAGCCUAGCUCUGUUUCCACAAGCAAUUCAGAUUCAAAUGCUGGUUUUGCUUACAGGAUUAUCAUCUGCAACCUUCUUCGAGCAAUCUAGAGUCUAUUCUCCCAUUGUGAAGAGUCAAAUAGACUGAUAGAACAACGAGACAGAAGAUUGAGCUUGAAAUGUUUGAGUAGCAAAAGAAAUAUUGAUUGAGUAGCGUGUAGUUAUUUAACUUCUCAGUUCAGGAAGCAUAAUGGAGGAAGGGUGAAACAA